Molecule: messenger RNA, 1815 nt
Organism: Penicillium maclennaniae
Lineage: Eukaryota; Fungi; Ascomycota; Eurotiomycetes; Eurotiales; Aspergillaceae
Product: LipA and NB-ARC domain protein
Exons: 1
Coding region: 1-1815 (604 amino acids)
Source: RefSeq, a predicted model, not a curated record
AUGGAGUCUGCAAAUCUGCAGCCCGGAUCGUCGGAUCAAUUCCGGAUCAGGCGAAAGCCCUUGUCAAACCCGAAUCUGCGUGGGACUGCGAAUGCCGAUCCUCAGCUGUCUCACGCCACAAGCUCCCCUGCUCUAGUACCACUGUCGUCAUUGCGGCCCCCGUCGUAUACUGAUCUUUAUGGACCAGCACCCCAAACACCCCAACCACCCCAACCUGGUUCUCUUCAAAGGCCUCGAACAGCGGGUGCCUCGUCAACAUCAACGACACCACCUCCUCCAUCCCCGUCACCGGUCCAGAAAGCAUAUGGCGAAGCCCGUCAUUUUCUCGGUGGUCUCAUUAAUCAUCCAGCCGAGUCUAAUAAGCAUUUCACAAUAUUACGACACUCUCAUGGCUUAGUGUUCUACCGUGGUAACACUACAUCGGUCGCUGUAUCCAUAUUCUCGGAUGCCCCUUUGCCAUUUGAUCGUACAAUAUGGUUACAGAGCAAAGGAUGGUCGGGAAACACCGGAAUGCGUACGAAAGCGCUGCUGCAUCUCAACAAUAGCUGGCUUGAUGUCACACCGGGAAUGCCCAUCCGAGCGGAUCAAGUAAACCCGGAUGAUGAACGCGCCUGGCAGCGCGAUAUCAAAAAGUUCCGCAAAAAGGCACCAACCCGGCCUCGAGAGACACAUCAAUUGCGCGAAACGGCUGUCGUGCGAAUUCCUGCCGAGGCUGGUGAUGGCUAUUUUCAACUGGUCCUUUGUCAGGGACAAAAAAAGAAAGUUCUCUGCCACAGCCCGGUUUUUCGAGUCAUCUCAACGUCAGCCAAUCCACAUUCCCUCCGGGGCGCCAGUUUGAGUACACUACCUUUAGAGGUCGGAGCAAUGGUAGUCAGUCUCUAUGCGCAGACGGCUGCGCAGACAGUAGCUGCGCCUGCUGCUGCGGUAGUCUCGGCUAAGGUGAAUCCCUACCGCCCGUCGUGGGUGACACAAACUGCGGUUCAGAAAGCCUACUCUGCUAGUGGAGUCAAACAUAGAGUGGCUGGAGUAUUGAACCCGUCCGUCGGGUCUGGUCAGAGAUCUGCGGCCGGUCAGGGCCCAUCGCCAGUUGUCGUUGAUGAAAUGUCGUCUGUUCACGAUGGGCCACAAUCGCCUUUUCCAAUGAACUUCAAGGCCCGUGGGGAGUUGGCGCACACUCCAUAUCAUAACAGUCCAAGCGAAACUACGAAGUUGGCUCUGACGAAGGUUCCGGACUGGGUUUCCGAGCAGCUGCGGGGAUAUUUCUUUGGCUGGGCACGUUUCGAAACAAACACAACCAAGGAUGCUGCUCAAGGGCCAUGGUGUCCUAUCGUCCUCUCAGUCCGCAACUUAGAUCCUCUGCGGGUAUCAAGGGUCGACAUGACACAGAUCGUACGGCGGACGGUGACUCUUCGUCUCUUGGGCGAAGUUCCCGUCCAGACGACCAAGCUCGAGAUUCGAAUCAUGGGAUAUCUUCGAGAUGACAUUCCACCCCCGACUGGAAGUAAUAGCCAAGAGCUUGCGAACGCACAGGCUGCUGCAGAGGAGGCAGCACUUUUAGCCGACAUAUAUGAUGUAUCCGUGGUGCAGAACACGUUGGCCCAUCCGGCCUGGGCGCCAGAUGUGCCAAGCGGCGCCGGAAAUCAACGGCAAGGCACCGCUUGGGCUGAUAAAACUCGAGAAGGAUAUGCCGCUGCGAGAGCCCGUGGUCUGAAAUGGGUAGAGCAGGUGCCUUUGCAUCGACUUGGGGUUCGGUCAGCUACAGAUGAGUGGAGAGAGAGACAAGUUGCAGUAGAUGGAUUCUAUAUUGUUCGGUGA